GAGUUUCGACGCGACGCGCCGCCGACGUACUAUUCACAAAAUCAGUCGGUCGUGUAUACUUCGAAUUCCCGAAAAGCCGUGCAGAUUUUUUUUUUCGUACUUUCGUACUUUGUGGUAUUUUACAGGAAUUUAUUGUUAAAUGUGUCUCUUUCCGGAUUAUCAUGCAGCAGCAGCAGCAGAAACACCGGCAGCAUCAACUGCAACGCCGUAGUCUGGCUAAUGGCGCUCAUCCACCACUACCACCACCACCGCCAUCAUCAUCAUCAUCAUCAGCAAAAGAACGAAGAAAACAAUGAUGAACGUGGAUCCAGUGGAUGCCAGUGGAUCGCAACAAAGCCCUGGCACCGAUCCAAGGACGAAGAGGAACAGCGGCCUGUUCGCCUUCUUCCGAUGGUUCAAACCGUCGCCGUCGGGAUCCAGGGAAUCGGUCGUCGGCGUCGGGACGUCCGACGCGUCCACCACGAGCGGCAGCAGUAGCAGCAGCGUCGAGAGCGUCGCCUCUGAUAAAAGUUCGGGAACGGUCGCGAGUUUCCGGUUCGUGUCGGGUAACGCGUACGAGAACAAAGCGGUCCUAUUGGAGAGACGGGUGCCUAUUGGUCCUGAAACAGACACAUAUAAGGCCCGACUGAAACAACGGGAUAAAAGAAGAGAAAAAGACAAAAAUGUGACCCUGCGCAAAAAGUACAAUUUGUUCUUCCACAAGCACCACGCCCCGACCCCGAAACCACUCGAGGAAGACGAAAUCUCCAAGAGUUUACCACUGAUGACCCGGGCGCAUAUCAUGGAGGUCGAACCUCAAAAGGUUCACAGAAGAACAAACAGUGAGUCCUCAAAACUGAAAACGGCGGGUGCUUAUUUGCACGUGAAAGGAAAAAGGAAAGCACCACAGCCUCCAUCGGGAGGCAUCAACGGUCAGAAGGUUCCUCAAGAUGUCACCAACAGCCUCAAAAAGAAGAAACGGGCUGCUCCAGGUCCUCCAGAGAAGCCAGAAAACGAGAUUUUAGCGAACGAUUAUCUUAAGUUGGACCAUGGGGUGCUUAAGCCAGUUAAAGAGGAUAAUAGACCAAAGAGUCCUGCUGUGCCCGCUCAAGAAAACUUGCCCAGUAUGAGUUUUAAUGCGCUGAGUCCCUCUUCUUCCAGGACGAGUUGCUUGGAAGCUCCUGUGUCGCCAAGGCCGUGGUACAAGAGGAAUUCCACUUCUAAGGAGAUGUUGGCUAAGAAGGAGAGACACGACGAUGUUGAAAGAUUGCCAGAAGUGUCUUUUAUGCGAAACUCCUCCCAAGACAUCAACGCAGAAGAACCUCCUGUACCCCCAACCACCACCGAUAAGAAACAAAACGACAAUAAGCGCAAAAGCGGCAUGUCCUUCCUAACUAACAUCAGUGAACUGGAUCGGGAAGCGUCGGAAAUCAUCAAAAACAAACAAGAAUACGAACGAACAACCGGGAUCAAACAGACCGAACUGAUCCCGGAUAUUCCCGAAUUCAUGAAACCCAAGUCGAACUCCUCCAGUUCGAACGAGAACAGUUUGGCAUCACCGAAAAGACGUACCGCCAAAGACCUUAUUGCCAAAUUUAAUGCCAUCACCAAUGCCACUAAAGUGACAGUUUUCGGUGGUUCCCAGAGGGAUCAGCGGUACUUUGGUAAGCAAACCAGUUUGGACGAGGCGAGACAGAGACAAGAACAACUGCUGGAAAGCCACAAGAAGAGGAUAGAGGACAUCGAUAAGAAGAAGGAGGACAGAUUCGCGUCGCCAUUAAUGAAAUCGGAAAGUGCUAAAACGGUGAAAGUUGCCGAGCCAACCCCCAAGAUGGAAAGGAAGAACUGGAAAUGCCCCAAGUGUCACUUGGAGAACGACUAUUGGAGGAUCAUCUGUCACGUUUGCUCAACUAUUAAACCAUACUUUGAUGACAUUAUGUUGACCCCAGAGGCGAAUAAACCUCCUGCAAGUCCUCUGGAGGUACGUAAGGACAAUAACGCAUUUGAACGCUCAAAAACCCAAAUUGGCUUCUCUGCUUUGGCCAACUACAAAGUGCAAAACAAAGUAGACGAUUGCAGUAAGAAAGAAGAACGAGAGCGACUGAAAAAGAUGCUGAUCGAAAUGAAGAACUCCUUGCCGAAAAGAAAAACCGACUUGCUAAUGAAGCAGAACAGCAGGACAAGCAUCAUCAUGGAGAACCCUGAGGAUGUCACCAAAAAGGAGAAAACCCAGGAGGAGAAAGUGGCGGAGAUACUCAUCGGUACCACUAGGACCGUGUACGAGAACAUAAAAGUGCGUAAAGGUGCCGAAGCGGUGAAACCGGUCAAAGUGUCCUCCGGGGCCCAAACUAGUGCCGUAGUUAAAGAGGUGGUACCGGAAAGUAGUUUGAAAAAACUGAUAGAAACCCAUAAAGCGAGUAGCGGUUAUGAACCGAUGAAAAUCCAAGAUUUCGAGAACAUUUAUUCGGAUAAGAAUGGUACCAACGCGGCCCGGUUGUACGCGAAUUUAUCCCAAAACGAUGAACUGUCCUUGUUUUUCAACGUGCCCAAGAGUAGCAACGAAACGAAUAAAAAACCGAGCGAUUUCAAUACGGACACAAUUGAAAUUAAUCGACUUUUAAGGCGACUGGAAAGUGCCAUAGGAAAAGGGGAUUUGACUGAGGCGGCCAUUUUUGCUAAGGAACUGGCACAAUUGAAGGUUAAUUGUUCGGUUAUCAGGCAAAAACCUGUAGUGGGGGGUGCUUACGGAAUCAAUAAGGGAUUUCAAAUUGAGAUGUAUGUAGAAGACAAAGUUUCCCAUCGAGGGCCAUUUCCAGUGGAAGUAACCGAGAGUCAAACUGUAGCUCAACUGAAAGAGCAAAUUUCUAGGGAAUUUGAGAUUCCCGUGGAAGUACAACGUUGGAUCCUAGGGAAGGAACUGGUGACUGAUGACAAUUCGACCCUAAAAGAUCACAAGAUCACUCAGGGUUGUCCUGUAUUUUUGUAUCUAGUUGCACCUGAAAAGCGACCUAGAGACCCGAAGAUCACCAAUAAUAACCAACCUUCUACCUCGAAAGCACCCUUAAAAACCGAGGCACCUAAAGUAGUAAACGUUAUACCAAAACCGGCAGAGCCUUGCCCUAUAAGGGUGGAAAACAAGGAAAUCACCUUGACAAACAACCCUUCCUACCAACCACCCCCGUCAGUAUCAAAAACAGAAAUCAAAGUAGAAAUAAGACCUUAUUCGGCAAGAAACUCGACCCCCCCAAAAGAAGAAAAGUCCGCUCUAGUCAAAGCAAAAUGCACCCAAGUAAAGGUGUUCGAACCUCCCCAAAUUGUACUAGAAACCCCCCAAGUAACCAAACCAUUAGAUGUCCGAUUAUUAUCAGACCCUCCAUCCACCUCCAAACUGUACCCAAACCUCCCGAAAGUGACUCCCUCGGAAGACCCGAGUGAUUUAAACACCCUAAAACCCCUUAAAGAAUGGGAAUGUCACUUGUGCACUCUACUCAACCCUGAAUCUAGUAAUAUAUGUGCAGUAUGCUCCACCGUACGCAUCCGCACCUCCCUGAAGAGGUCCAAUAAGAAGAAACCCGCGCCCCAACCGCAAACUUACCAGCAGCUGGUCAGUUUGGACAAUGCGGAUUUGGUAAGUAACGCGGAGGAUUUUGAGUGUUUAGUGUGUUACUCGCAGGUGGUCAGGGGUGAGGGUGUUACCCUAAGGGAGUGUCUUCAUCAGUUUUGUAAGGAAUGUCUCGCCUAUACUGUGGAGUUUGCCGAAGAUGCUGAGGUUAAGUGUCCCUUCAGGGAUAAAGUGUACUCCUGUAAUAUUGCCCUGCAGGAUAGGGAAAUUAAGGCUCUAGUGUCCGCGGGGGUGUACGAGCAGUAUCUGGCCAAAUCGGUCGCUCAAGCGGAAAAUCAAAUGGAGAAAACGUUUCAUUGUAAAACGCCCGAUUGUAAGGGUUGGUGCAUUUUUGAGGAUAACGUUAACGAGUUCCGGUGUCCGGUUUGUAGGAAAACCAACUGUUUAACUUGUCAGGCCAUCCAUAUGGGUGCCAACUGUAAACAGUACCAAGAACGUAUGAAGGACGAAUCCAGUUUAAAUGAAGACGCCAAGAGAACCAAAGAUUUUCUUGAGGAAAUGGUGGAGAAGGGCGAAGCUAUAGCUUGUCCUACUUGCAAGGUGAUACUAAUGAAAAAAUGGGGCUGUGACUGGCUAAGGUGUUCAAUGUGCAAAACGGAGAUCUGCUGGGUGACGAGGGGGCCGAGAUGGGGCCCGGGGGGUAAGGGUGAUACUACGGGGGGCUGCCAGUGCGGCGUAAACGGGUUCAAAUGUCACCCCAAGUGCAACUAUUGCCAUUAGUGUUCAUCGUCUAAUCUUACGCUUAUUUUAGUGAAAUUUCUUUGUGCCAUUAUAUUAUUUCGUUUUUACUUUUGUUAUUAUAUGUUACUUUGUUUCGGUUUUAAUAAAAUAUCGUGUGAUAAAUAAUGGAUGCUCGGGCGUACUAACAUUUAUAAAACAUAUAUUAUAUUUUAUUUUAAUUGAAUUAUUGUUAAAUGAUAUUUUUACAACAGGACGUGUCUUUUAAUGGAACUGUUAAAACUGCCUAUAUUUGUAUAGUUGAUAGGAAUUUCUUAAUAAAACGGAUUCAUAAAACAAA
Molecule: messenger RNA, 4619 nt
Organism: Anthonomus grandis grandis
Lineage: Eukaryota; Metazoa; Arthropoda; Insecta; Coleoptera; Curculionidae
Exons: 10
Coding region: 293-4321 (1342 amino acids)
Biological process (GO): proteasome-mediated ubiquitin-dependent protein catabolic process; protein linear polyubiquitination
Cellular component (GO): LUBAC complex
Molecular function (GO): ubiquitin-protein transferase activity; ubiquitin binding
Source: RefSeq, a predicted model, not a curated record